GCCGCACUACCGAGCGAGAGAGCGAAAGAAAAGUUGCGAAAGGAGAAAGAAGGAAGACGGAAGCGGCGGCUGCUUUUAAAUCAUCACUUUGUAUAUUGGUUUUUGGUGCGAGUUUACGCGGCGAGGACCGACGCUCGUGUGUGUGUUCUCUUUAUGACGGGGAGCAGCCGCGGCCCCGGCCCCGACCAAAUGGUGCUGUCAUCGAAAACCAAACAAAUAAAGCAGAAGAGCAGGACGCAUGCGUUGCUCCCUUAGGUCGAGGAUCGAGCCGCCAGCACUCAUUCUCAUCCGAUUCCAGUCGGCCACGGACCAAAUCUCGGCCGAUCGUCGGCGCCCAUGACCUCAGGUGCCCUCGCAGCGGUCGUGACCGCGGCCCGCCUAGACCGCCUGCUCGACCGCCGGCCGCCCACCUGACGCUCCUGCCCAGAUCUACAAGUGGCAGAGAUGAGCAGUGCCUUCUUCCACACCUGCUAAUUGCCAAUCACUGCUCACGUGUGCCACCUUCGGAGGGAUGUGAUCCCAAACAAGAGUCGAGCAUGAGCACCUGAUUCGCCCGCCGACUCAACGCGAGUCUCCGCUGCGUCGAAGAAAAGUUCCCGAGCAGCAGCGGCAGAAGCGGCUGGCCGACAGGAAAUGAGCAUACCGCCGCGACACUCGACUGGAUCGAAUGGCGCCGCGACAACUACCUUGACUGCCUCCACCGCCCCCGCGACAGCCGCCCCCGAGCCGACCGGCACCAGUGCGGACGACGGUCUGCAGGAGACGUCGACCCUGAGCGAGCGCGAGCUGUACAAGAUCGAGUUCUUCAAGACGUACGAUGUGAUGACCGGCGUGCGGAUCGCGGCCACGCUCGGCGGCUUCUUCAGCCUCAUGAUCUUCCUCGUCAUCUACAAGAGCAAGUGCAGCCGCGGCGCCAAGUCGGUCGCCUCUGACGUCGCCAUCGAGCUCGACGCCGUCUCCGAACUGCCCUACGACACCCACGGCCCCACCUUCUGCUCGCCUCGCAUCUCCUUGGGCAACAUGAGCGCACCAGCAGCCUCAUUACGCACGAGAUACUCAAACAGUAGCUACGUGAACAUGCUCAAUUACGAGCCGAAAAGUCUGCCGGGGUCGGUGAUGGGCUGGCCGAGCCGCGGCAGCCACCAGUGGAGCGAGCCGCCCUUUCGGCAAAGAGCCUCCCUGGACACGACGGCCUGCUCGACCAGCAGGAACUCGAGUUUCCUCACAGUGCCAGGGGUGCGCCUCAGCUCGACAGGGUCCUCGUCGGACAGCUCGUACUACCUCGAGCACCGCAGCCUCAUGGAGCUUGGGCUUCCACCGCCCAUGGUUUUUGCACCAAACGUCAGGGUCAAGGGUCGCGUGGAUGGCGUUGGGGUUGAGUCGGGUCGUGCUGCUGACCAGUCGGCGCGAAACUGCGCCAUCAACAUCAACGUGAUUCAGCCGACGCCGGACAUUUCGCCGUGCAACAGCGAGAAGCAGCUGAACUACCGUCAGCGGCGGGCCAUGAUGUUGGCGGCGCCGCUGGCGUCGUGCGGCAGCGCCACCCUGGGCACGUUCGACGAGCAGGCGGACGCUCGUUCCAUCGGCUCCGACUCGGUGUUCUACAACGACGAGUACUGGCUGGGCAGCGACGCCGACGACGCCACCCUGUGCGAUGACAGCUCGUGCUCCUCGGACGGGUGCUCCGAGUGCUCGUCGACGAGCGGCGCCACCGGCGGCACCGCGAGUCGCGACCAGGACGUGAGUGUUGUGCCCGACAACAGUUCCAGUUCGCAUUCCCAGCGGACGCCGUCGCCGCCGUCGAGCAGCAAACAGGGUCCAAACGUCGUCGUCGUCCUUUCGCCGCCGCAAAACGGCCAAGAAUUGAGCUCAUGUAGUAAUAAGAUGACCGCCAACGCGCUCGACCAACUAGCUAGCAAGGUCGACGGAAACAAUGAGCUGAUCACCGAGACCGUUUUCUGAAAACUGCUCGUUCCUUUUUGUGUAUUAUAAUCUUGAUCUCUCCUGACUUGAUAUCAUUCUAUGGUCGUGCAAUUUCGUCAGGCUUCGCCUCUGUAAAAGAACCAAAAACUGAAAAGCUCAUAUCGAGGGAACCACUUCAUUUUUUAAUUAAUUAAUCAAGCUAAAAUUUUAGUGAUUUUCAUGUUUUAAAUUUAGAAUAUUUAUUUGAUCAAAAUUAAGAAAUGUCAAUUUUGAAAAAAUUUUAAAAAUUUUAAAGGAUAAAAGAAUUUUUUACUUCGUUAGGCAACCUGGCAGACAUGGCCGUCAAGCAGGUUGCAUUUUCUUCAAAUUGGGAUGGUUUUCCUAUCUGGAACUAAUUUUUCUUUUUAAAUUUUAACAUCAAAUCCAUUUCAAUAUGAAAAAGCAAAGAUUUUACUAAUCAAAUAAUAUGAAAAAUGUUGUACCUCCUAAAACUUGGUAGCUUCUGAUUUCCGAAGCACCGCAUUUAUAAAAACAAAAACACGAUUUUCUAGAUAACCAUUGUUGUAAUUGAUCUUUAAAAUAAACCAAACGUACAAUCAAAAUAAUUCCAUAUAUCUUUAGUUGCUUUAAAGAUUUUUGCCAAUUUAGUUUUUAUUAUUAAUUUUUUGCAGCUUUUUAUUAAAAGUGGUUUCCUCUUUCUUGGAGACUUUGUCUUCUUCUUAAGUAAAUUGUGUGUCUCAACGUGUAGCAACCACGCCGCUCCAAAAAAUUGUGAGAAUCUCAAAUCGUGUUAACUAUAUUGUGUACUAUUUAAAAAUGAAUGUACCGGGUAUAAAAAUUGUCGAUGUUGUGUAUAGACUUUUUGAUAUAUCACAUUAAAAAAAGAGUCAGGAACAGAAAGAAAAUUCUAUAUAUCAGCAGUCAAUUAGAUCAACUUGUUGUACAAUUGAAACUUGGGUCCUGCUCGUAGAGAGAUGAAAAAUGAGGCAGUUAUUUUUUAAACAUGCGACGCCCUAUCGAAGGAAAGAACUUUUGUCAUAUAGGAUACCUGAUAUACUUGUGCUGGAAUUUUUCAAAAAAAUCUCAUUAUCUCAACACUUUCCUUACAAAAAGCGAGAAAUUUGUUAAAAAUGCGAUAAUAAACUUUGCACCAGAAUUGUUAAAGUUAAAAACUACUUCUUCCUCUAAACUGUAAGCGUAGUUUGCACUUGUACGCCAGUGCAAAAAGUUUUUGAAGUCCCUUUCACUGCUCAGGUGUUUCUCUCCGGUGCAUAUAUUGACAAAAUGCAAAACACGUUCGCGCGUUUCAAUUCCGAUUGUGCGCGAUGAAUUCGCAAAAUGUACUCAAUGUUUUAGGGUGAGCGGAUCAAUUUUGUCUAUAUAUACUUGUAAAAAACUGGUACGCAGACUUGUUUGCGUUGACAAUUCACGGUAAAAAUGACUUUACCAUUCUUGAAAAAAACCACACCCCGACACAGGCACACUUAAGGAGAGUUUGUGUGAAAACAACGACGAAAAGCUAAAAAAUCGAGAUAAUAAAAAAAAUCAAAGUUGUUUGAACAAAACGAUGCAGACGUUGGAAGAUGCACUUAAAAGUAUCACACUCGUAGAGUUUGCAUGACAUAUAUUUUUUCUUUGUCGUCGUCCAGCAGAGAGAAUUAUGUAUAAAAAAAAAACAGCGCAGUUGAUUGUUUGAGGUGCUCUUAAGAUUCUAACAAAUGUUGUUGAAAAUUAUUUUGUAAAUGGUACAUAUUGAGCUUUUUCAGAUUUGGGAUGUAUCGAAAAAAAAUAUCAUAGUGUAGUGUGAGACUUGGCAAAAAAGUCUCCUUUAUCAUUGUUAGUUUUGAUAAAAACGCGCGACGGAGCUCCUGCAAUCCGCUGAAUUGCAGCAAAACAACAGAAAUAUACAAUUCCAUUUUUAAUCUUUGACCAUUAAAACAAUCAGCACCAACUUGUGAGGAAAGUUGUCUAAAUGGCUUUAAUUAAAAAAAAGUGGCAUUGAAAUAAAUUGCAGCAGCUCUGAUGAGAAUUAUUCCCUGCAGUUCUGUUGCAGGGAUUGAAAAUGGUUAAAAAUUGGUAUAUCAAUGUAAAAGUAUAAUGGUGAUAUAAAAAAAUAUUAAAAUAAAAAUCGAAAUGUUUAGA
Neocloeon triangulifer is the source of this 4065-nucleotide messenger RNA. RefSeq lists its product as uncharacterized. The record is from RefSeq and is a predicted model, not a curated record. Lineage: Eukaryota; Metazoa; Arthropoda; Insecta; Ephemeroptera; Baetidae. The transcript is spliced from 4 exons. Bases 634 to 1962 code for a protein of 442 amino acids.